Messenger RNA from Lachnellula hyalina, 1479 nucleotides. Its product is annotated as Bifunctional solanapyrone synthase. NCBI's taxonomy places the organism in Eukaryota, Fungi, Ascomycota, Leotiomycetes, Helotiales, Lachnaceae. The coding region runs from base 1 to 1479 and encodes 492 amino acids. The transcript is spliced from 4 exons. Gene Ontology annotation, molecular function: FAD binding. The record is from RefSeq and is a predicted model, not a curated record.
AUGACUUCCGCAACAGCAGCAGCAGAAAUGUCGACCGAAAUUAGGGCUAGAGACACAAACACAGUCUCAGCUGUGGAUACUGAAGGAGCCUGCUUGUUACUUUCAUUGGAACUUCCAAGCAAAACCUCCUUUCCCGGCAGCACUGCGUACCAGACAGCACUCACCAGCUACUUCUCUGCGCAGGAACAAUCUUUGUUACCAGCAUGCAUGGUAGCACCUACGUCCUCCUUUGAAGUCUCGUUAAUUGUUUUGACUUUGGCGCGAUUCCACGUGCCUUUUGCAAUUCGAGGCGGAGGUCACACGUUGAAUGCUGGGGCUGCAAACAUUGCUUCUGGAGUUACUAUCAACCUCCGGUCUAUGAACCAAGUUACAGUCAACGAUAAAAAGACUGUGGCUUCGAUUGGUGGCGGGGCCAAAUGGGGCGAAGUUUAUCCUGUCCUUGAUGCUCUGAAGAUAGCGACAUCCGGUGGCCGUGUGUCAAGCGUUGGAGUUGGGGGACUUUCGACUGGAGGUGGCAUCUCAUACUUUAGCGGACGGCAAGGGUUGGUCUGCGACAACAUUGUCAACUACGAAGUAGUGCUUGCCAGUGGUGCUAUCGUAAACGUCAAUGAACAUGAAAACUCGGAUCUAUGGCUCGCUUUGAAAGGUGGCUCUAGCAACUUUGGAAUUGUUACUCGCUUCGACAUCAGCACCUUCCCCCAAGAUGUAUUUUACGGAGGCGUUGUAGCAUCUGCUUAUUCAACCCUUGGUUCCCAGCUCGCAGGCUUCGCAAAUCUCCUUGCCAACUUUGAUCCCUAUGCGGCGCUCAUUAUGAGUCUCAGUUGGAGCGCAACACAAGGUUUCUUUUUGUUCAAUAAUGUCGAGUACACGAAAAAUGUUGUGAAUCCACCCAUCCUCCAACCAUUCACACAAGCAAACACUUCAGUCUUGAAUACAAUGCGUAUCUCAAACCUUACCGAUUUUGCAAAUGAAGCAGCCCAGUUUGGCGCGUCAGGAUUACGUAAUCAGUUCGCAACCACCACCUUUGGGGGACCUCUUUCCGUGCUCACCACGGUUGAACAACUCUGGAACGAUAGCAUAGCCACCGUUUCUUCCAUCAGUGGCGUUAACUGGGCCAUGAGCAUCCAACCUUGGCCUCAACCAUUCGAAACGCAAGGCUCGGCCAACUCCCUCGGUCUCUCGGCCAGCAAUGGUCCGCUUGUCCUGUUUCUACUCUCCUAUUCAUGGAGUCUCGAGAGCGACGAUGCAUCCAUUACAGCCGCCGCCCAAAAACUUAUCGCUGAUAUCGAUGCUGCGACCCAAAAAGCGGGACAUUAUAGCCCAUUCAAAUAUCUCAAUUAUGCGGCUUAUUGGCAGAAUCCCAUUGCGAGUUACGGGGCGGCCAGUGUGCAGAAUCUGAAGGCUAUUUCGCACAAGUAUGAUCCGUUUGGUGUAUUUCAGACUGGAGCUCCAGGGGGCUUUAAGGUCUCGAAAACCUAG